Molecule: messenger RNA, 1051 nt
Organism: Nycticebus coucang (slow loris)
Lineage: Eukaryota; Metazoa; Chordata; Mammalia; Primates; Lorisidae
Product: olfactory receptor 2H2
Exons: 1
Coding region: 36-986 (316 amino acids)
Biological process (GO): G protein-coupled receptor signaling pathway
Cellular component (GO): membrane
Molecular function (GO): G protein-coupled receptor activity; olfactory receptor activity
Source: RefSeq, a predicted model, not a curated record
AGCCUCAUCCCUCCAGGUCCAGACAAAAACAGGCCAUGGGCAAUCAAAGCUCCCCAGAGGGCUUCCUCCUUCUGGGCUUCUCUGAACAUCCAGGGAUGGAAAAGAUUCUCUUCCUGGUUGUCUUAACUGCCUACCUCCUGACCCUGCUGGGCAACACACUCAUCAUCCUGCUGUCUGUGCUAGACCCCAAGCUCCACUCUCCAAUGUACUUUUUCCUCUCCAACCUCUCCUUCUUGGACCUCUGCUUCACCACAAGUUGUGUCCCCCAGAUGCUGGUCAACCUCUGGGGCCCAAAGACCAUCAGCUUCCUGGGCUGCUCUGUGCAGCUCUUCAUCUUCCUGUCCCUGGGGACCACUGAGUGCAUCCUCCUUUCAGUGAUGGCCUUUGACCGCUAUGUGGCUGUCUGCCAACCCCUGCACUAUGCCACCAUCAUCCAUCCCCGCCUGUGCUGGCAGCUGGCAUCUGUCUCCUGGGCUAUUGGGCUGGUGGAGUCAGUAGUUCAGACACCAUCCACCCUCCGCCUGCCCUUCUGCCCCCACCGGCAAGUGGAUGAUUUUGUCUGCGAAGUCCCAGCUCUAAUUCGACUCUCCUGUGCAGACACCUUCUACAAUGAGAUCCAAAUGGCUGUUGCCAGUGUCCUAAUCUUGAUUGUGCCCCUCAGCCUCAUCCUUGCCUCUUAUGGUGCCAUUGCCCAGGCAGUGCUAAGGAUUAACUCUGCAAAAGGAAGGAGGAAAGCUUUUGGAACCUGCUCCUCCCAUCUCAUGGUUGUCAUCCUCUUCUACAGCUCAGUCAUUGCUGUCUACCUCCAGCCCAAAAACCCCUAUGCCCAAGAGAGGGGCAAGUUCUUUGGUCUCUUCUAUGCAGUGGGGACGCCUUCACUUAACCCUCUCAUAUACACUCUGAGGAACAAAGAGGUAAAGAGUGCCUUCAGGAGGUUGCUGGGGAAAGACAGGCACUCCCAGGAAAACUUAGGGAGAGCGGCUUAAUGUGCUUUAAAAUUGAGAAGAGAUUCUACAUGCUUUUAUGAGGAAGUUUAAAUUACCCACCCUCU